ACGAGCGCGAUGCCGUGUCCCGGGCGCUCGGCCGAAAUGGCCCCGUUAUUUAUAUUAAUAAUUCUAACUUUAUAUCAAAUCGCGAACGCUCAGGACUACUAUCACACGCCGAGGAUAGGCACCCAGAAACUAGCACUGUGCUACGCAAGCGACGGCAGACCACAGCGAUGUAUCCCGGAAUUCGAAAACGCAGCCUUCAUGGUCCAAAUGGAAGCUACUAAUACUUGCGGUGAAAAUGGUCCCAAGAUGUACUGCAUCCAAACCUCAGCUGGAACUUCUACUCGGUCGUGUGAUUACUGUCAACCCGGCCAGUUCUCCAGCUACUUCCUCACCGACCUUCACCACGAGCAGAACAACCAGACGUGGUGGCAAUCGGAGACCAUGAUGGAGAAUCGACAGCAUCACCCGUACCAAGUCAACCUCACUUUGCAUUUGGGUAAAGCAUACGAUAUAACAUACGUGAGAAUUGUGUUCUACUCUCCGCGUCCUCAGAGCUUUGCCAUAUACAAAAAAACCAGCGAAGACAGAGAUUGGGAACCGUUCCAGUAUUUUAGCGCAUCAUGUCGAGACACGUACGGCGUCAACGAGCAGAGAUCCGCUGAAAUCAACGACGAAACCAGGGCGCUGUGUACUAGCGAGUACUCAGACAUAUCCCCACUUACUGGGGGGAACGUACUAUUCUCCACACUGGAAGGUCGACCCUCGGCUUACACCUUCGAUAGCAGUCCAGAGUUACAGGAAUGGGUGACAGCUACCGACCUUCGCAUAUCCCUCGAGCGUCUCAACACUUUCGGAGACGAGAUCUUCGAUGACGCCCAAGUGCUCCAGUCAUACUGGUACGCCAUAGCGGACGUAUUCGUAGGCGCAAGGUGCAAAUGCAACGGUCACGCGUCCGUCUGCGAUACCCAGGAGUUGCCUGAUGGUACCAGGAGGAGGUUUUGCAGAUGUGAACACAACACGGCGGGGAGGGAGUGUGAAAAAUGUCUAGAUUUUUACAACGACGCGCCGUGGGGCCGGGCGUCCUCCACCAACGUUCACGAAUGUAAAGCUUGCAACUGCAACGGUUACUCGGACAAAUGCUAUUUCGACCAGGAGUUGUAUGAGCAGUCUGGUCAUGGUGGCCACUGUAUGGACUGCGCUGAGAACAGGGAUGGUCCCAACUGUGAGAGAUGCAGGGAGAAUUACUAUCAAGGCGAAAGGGACAUAUGUCUGCCUUGUAACUGCGAUACUGUUGGUUCCCGCAGUCUCCAAUGUAACGCUGAAGGUCGUUGCCCCUGCAAGCCAGGAGUGACCGGCGACAAAUGCGACGUAUGCGCAGCGAACCACUACGACUUCACCGCCCAGGGAUGCAAGCCUUGCGAUUGCUAUGAACCUGGGUCCUUCAACAACUCGCCCCAAUGCCACCCGGUCACCGGCGUCUGCGUUUGCAAGCAGAAUGUGGAAGGCAGGCGGUGUAGAGAGUGCAAACCUGGCUUCUUCAACUUGGACCUGAACAAUGAGUUUGGCUGCACGCCCUGCUUCUGCUUCGGACACUCCUCGCAGUGCAGCUCAGCACCGAAGUACCAGGCCCACGAGAUCAGCGCCCAUUACAUCAGGGAUGCUGAGAAGUGGACUGCAGAGGACGAGCGUUCAAACCCGGCUGAGCUGAGGUUUAACGCUAAUACACAGAAUAUAGCGGUCCAAGCUCGUGGACAGGAAGUGGUUUACUUCGUGGCAUCAAACAAUUUCCUCGGAGACCAGCGACCUUCGUACAACCACGACCUCAAGUUCACUCUGCGACUCGGCGAAGCAAGGGGCUAUCCAUCCUCUCAAGACAUCAUCCUCGAAGGAGCUCGCACAUCUGUCUCCAUGAACAUCUACGGCCAAAGCAACCCUGAACCUUCAGAUCAGGCUCAAGAAUACACCUUCCGUCUUCAUGAAGAUCCGAAAUACGGUUGGACACCAACGCUAUCCAACUUUGAAUUCAUGUCGAUCCUUCAGAACCUCACGGCUAUCAAAGUGAGGGGGACAUACAAUAAAGGCGGGACUGGUUAUUUGAUGAACUUCAAAUUGGAGACUGCGAAGGUUGGGAGGGAGAGGGGAUCAGCUCCUGCUAAUUGGGUUGAGAAGUGUACGUGCCCAAGUGCCUAUGUGGGUGACUACUGCGAGGAAUGUGCCCCUGGCUACAAGCACGAACCGGCUAAUGGUGGACCGUAUUCUACGUGCAUACCUUGCGACUGCAACGGGCACGCUCAUAUCUGUGACACUGCUACUGGCUUCUGCAUCUGCAAACACAACACAACCGGCAGCAACUGCGAGCUGUGCGCCAAGGGUUUCUACGGGAACGCAAUCGCGGGCACUCCUGACGACUGCAAGCCAUGCCCAUGCCCUGAAGACAGCGGCUGUAUCCAACUGAUGGACAACAGCAUUGUCUGCACCGACUGUCCUGUUGGAUACGCUGGUCCACGAUGUGAGGUCUGCGCCGAUGGCCACUUCGGCGACCCGACCGGCCAAUUCGGCCCGCCGACAAAAUGCACGGAAUGCCAGUGCAACGGCAAUGUGGAUCCAAAUGCAGUUGGCAAUUGCAACCGUACCACUGGCGAGUGUCUCAAGUGCAUCUAUAACACGGCCGGUGACCAUUGUGACAAGUGCUUGAGCGGUUUCUUCGGAGACGCGUUGGACCCUAAGAAGAAGGGUGACUGCAAGCCUUGCCAGUGCCUCGAGGCCGGAACUGUCGAGAGUCCUGAAGGACCUCCCCAAUGUGACGGCCUCACGGGAUACUGCUCCUGUCGGCCUCAUGUCAUCGGGAGGAACUGUGACAAGUGUGAGGAUGGAUACUACAACAUCUUCUCUGGAGAAGGCUGUAAGGCCUGCGACUGUAACCUGGAAGGUUCCUUCAAUUCCAGCUGUCAUCCUCUCACCGGCCAAUGUUAUUGCAAGCCUGGUAUUGAUGGGAUCCACUGUGACAGCUGUAAGCAGUACCACUACGGGUUCUCCCCAGAAGGCUGCCAGGACUGUGACUGCGACGACUGGGGCUCCAACACGUACCAAUGCGACAUGUCCGGACAGUGCUCCUGCCAGGAGAACGUGGAGGGCCGCCGGUGUGACAGGUGCAUGGAAAACAAGCGUCGUAGAGGCGACGGCUUUGGCUGCGAAGACUGUCCUCCAUGCUACAAUCUCGUCCUGGACGCAGUCAACCAACACAGGAAGGAACUCAAGGAGUUAGACGAUAUAUUAUCGAAAAUCUCCAAAGCGCCAACGGUCGUGGAAAACGCCGAUUUCGACAAAGAGCUCGCAAGAGUUCGCGCUGAAAUAGACGCGCUGUCACGAGACGCGCAGUCGGAGGCGGGCGACGGGUCCGGCGAGACUCUCACUGACACACUGACCGAAUUGUCCAAUAGGCUCGCUGAUAUCAAGAACAUGUUACGUAAAAUCGAAGACGAGAGUUACGACGGCAAGGAAGCCGUAGAAGAGAGCAGGGCGAGCUUGUCCAAAGCUGAAGACACCAUAGAAGCAGCUGGGAAGGAGAUCAAUAGUGCCCUGGAAUACCUGGAUGGGGAAGGAGCAGCCGCCUUCAACAAGGCUCGGGACCGCUCUGACCAAUUCGGGAAACAGUCUGGAGAAAUGUCCAAACUGGCCAAGGAGUCCCGACUCCUGGCAGAGAAGCUUGAAGCAGAAGCUAAGAACAUCAGGGAAAUUGCCGAGAAGGCUUUCAAUACUUCGCUGUCAGCUAACAAGAUUGCCAAAGAUGGUAUCAACAAGCAGGCUAAUAUCAGCAAUGAAAUCCAAAUUCUCACAACUGAGCUGAACGCGGCGUCAGGAAAACUUAACAGCAUGGUGGAACUGGCCGACCAGGCUUUGGCCAGGGCUAAAGAUGUGUAUGAUGAGGCCCUGGGACUAUACGCUGAGGUCAACACCACUAUGCUGCCAGAUAUCAACAUUGAGAAGUUGAAACAGGAGGCUGCUGCUAUGAAUAAAACAAUUGAAGAAAAAUCAGCCGAUCUGGACCGUCUGAUAACGAACAAUGAAGAUGUGCUCAAGAACUUAGAAGACGCCGUGCGCCGUGGUAAAGAGCUUCUUGACCACGGUCACGACAGACAGGACGAGCUGAAUGACCUCCUGGCCAAGUUGGACGAACUCCACGCUCAAGCCAAACACGAUGUGGAACUAACUAACGCGACGCUGAAAGAGGCUAAUGAAAUUUAUAAGACUUUGAAAGAAUUCACGGACCAGGUGGAACAGUCGCGCCAGAAGGCGACCCAGGCCGUCCAGGACGUCCCUUCGAUCCAGGAGAAGUUGGCCGCUGCCGAGGAGAGCAUCAACUUCAUCACUGAAGAGUUGUACACGGCCGGUGAAAAAGCAAAAGACGCCAGGGAUCUGGCACAGGAGGCUCAGAAGGAAUACGCUGAUAAAGCGUCUGAGGCCGCUCACGAAAUAAAGAAGAAAGCGUCUUUAGCAAGAGUAGAUGCCGUGCGGUUGAGGGACGAAGCUGAUAAACUGUCAACUCGCGUACAAGGCACUGAACAGCAGUUAAAGAAUCUCGAGUUGGACGCAGCUGAAAACAUGAAACUCACACAUGACGCUAAAACAAAGGUCGGCCAAGCCAAUACUGAUGCAAGGGAAGCUGAGAAGCAAGUCUCCAAAGGUUUAGAAGACUUGAAGGUCAUCAUGGAUGAACUUAACAACCUACCGACGCUGGACGACAAAGCUUUGGACAAACUGAAAGAAAGUUUAGAUAGGGCUGAGGCUGCCCUGAUGGCUGAAGACCUUGAGGGCAAGAUUAAGUCUCUCACAGAAGCAAAGAACAAUCACCAAAGAUGGAUGAAACAAUAUCAAGACGAACACGAUCACUUGCGUCUCGAGGUGGAUAACGUCAGGGACAUCCUGGAACAGCUGCCGAAUGGCUGCUUCAAGCGGAUCGAGCUGGAGCCGACCGAAGGCCCCAGCUUGUCAGCCAGCCCUAGAUAAACCUUAGGAUGUAAGUAGUACAUGUAGCAAUCAUUCUCGAAAGUACUCGAGGGCAUUCACCGCGCUUCAUGCCGCAAACAAUAUUAUUACUUAUCGCGUUUCUGUAUCUUGGAUCGACAUUUUUAAGUUUAAUCUGCAUUAAAAAAAAAAAUAGCGAGACGUCCGCUUAGAAAGAAUUUUGGUAAAAUAUCCGCGGUUACGGUAGAUGACGGGAUUUUUCGAUAUAAGCGGGCGAAGUCGCAAAUGCUCUCUGGUAUUUUGUACACUGAUUUUUAGAAAAAUAAUGUUAGUUUUAAUUAAAAAAAAUAAUUAAUUAAAACUAAAAUUGUUUUGGAAACAAUUUUUUUUUCUUUUUUUAGUUAAAAAAAAAAGUUUAUUGUUACUUUCACCUCUGACAGAAUGAACGAAAUUUAAACAGCUAUUUCUUGAUAUUACAUAUUUGACCUCGGUCGGUACAUGUGUGUGGUAAUCGCCUUUGAAUCACUAGGUCCCGGGUUGAAACCGGGUUAAAGAUUUAAAAUUGACCAAGGUCUCUAUGUUUAUCUAAAUAUAUUGUAUAUUUAUUUGUUUUAUUAAAUGGGUUCUUUUCAAUUACCAUAUUGUUUACAUAUUUUGUAUAUUUAUAUUAUAUAAAACUUAAAUACUUACUCUGUCAUAAAUUAAGUUUACUUCUGUCAGAUGGUGUGACAUCUUGAUGUCAAUUAAAAUGUCAUCCAAGGCACCUUUUGCGAUGUUGAUUCAAAAGAAAUGAAAUAUAUUUAAAACUGCACUUUUUGUCAUCCGUUAUAUAUGAUUUAUAUUAUUAUUUGAACCAGCGCUAAUAUUAUAUAGUGCCUUCAUUUGCAAAUACAAAUAUAUAAUGCCUUAGAAAUAGUUUUGAUCGAUUGGUCAUUUCAUGGUCGAACGAUCAAAUCUAUUUAUAUAAUAAGAAAAUUUAUUCUUAAUCGAGAAUAUGUGAUUAUGAAAACACACAUAAAAGUAAAAAAAAAACUGAAAAAAAAAAUAGGUUUCCACUUCAACGAUGACAACCGAGUUUGAAACGUCCAUCUCAUCAAACCUAUUGUAUAGUUAUCGUUAGCCUUAAAAUAUUAAAUUAGUGACAAUAAUUAACACUUGUUAUUUUUAAUAUGUUUCAUUAUGUAUGUUAGUUAAUGCAAUGUCAAUUUAUUAAAGAAUGUCAAUUAAAUUUGUUACGUCCUAUGAAUUAUGUUGUAAUUAAACAAAAUUGAUUAUAAAAAUUGUUCUAUUCUAUCUACAAACGUUUUGGAAUAAAAAAUAUUUUUAUGUUCCAAAUUGUUAACCUAAAAUUUAAAUUUUACAUUGAUUUACAAUUUCACUUUCUGCCUUCGUAAUUUAAGUACAUUAGUAUAGUUAAUAAUAUAUGUAGGUUACUUACCACUAUAAAUAACAAUUGAAUCAGCGAUUUCUAUUCUUAUAAUAAGCUAUGUGAACGUCAAUUGUAUUUAUCCAACUGAGACGUCUUAGUUUUAAUAUUCUAUCAUGUAAAAAUAUACGUGGAAAAAAAGACAGACGGAGUCUUACUGUACGGCAAAAUGAAGCACUGUUUAUAUUCACGCCUCACGCACACACUUUCACGAAUUUAUGUGACAGUCGGCCGCCAUUACGUCAAAAUUUCGUCAUAGAUUAUCUCACGAAAUGGCAAGUUUUGACAUUCACACAUUCGUACAACGCCGCCAUUACGAUGCUUCACUUUGCUUUUAAGGCUCACUCCGUCCGCCUUUUUUUAUACGUCUAUGGUAUAAAAGGAUAACUUAAAAUUGGACUAACAACGUUAAGCAUUAUAUAAUUAAAUAAAAUACGUAAUAAUCUGUAGUGAUUAAAUUCAAUUUAAUAAUAACGUUUUAAAUAAUAUCCUUCAAUUAAAUUUGAAAUAAUAUAACAGUAUCUCGGUUUUGAUUAAGAAUAAUAUCAAAAUUCGUAUAUUGUACAACAUAAGCGCCAAAUUAUUUGUAACAAUUUGAUGUACUUAAAAGUACAAUUAAAGCAUUUAAUUAUCGCAUUUUAUAAUAAAUCAUAGUAGUGUAUACUCGCAUGAAGAGUUAGUUUUACUAAAAUAAUUAAUUGACUAUCUGUGUGAGAUCAGGAUUAGUUUCCUGUUUUUAAUACCAAUACUUUUAAUUAAAUUGGUAGAUAAUUAAGGUGUUUAAUUAAUAUUACACAAGUAACGCACUUUUUUUGGAAUUAAUUUGAUUAAUUUAGCAUGUGUAUGCAUAAUUAAGACGUACGGUGGUGUCAUAUCAAAUCAAAAAUUAAUGUUUCAUGUAUCAAUCAUAUUGGUUUUUAUAUGAUCAUCAUUUUAUAUUAUUUUUCAGUGCGCUUGCUUGUGUAAAAUUAUAAAAAUAGUGCCAUAACUUAAGAAUCUGUGUAUUGUAAAUAUUAUGACUGGGAUAAUGUCUGGUAUUUUUUUUCUGAUGGUAUGUAGACAUUGUACGGUUUCAGCCCAGUUAAUAAUUUUUAAGUAUUUACAUUUAUAAGUAACGUGUAACCGGCAACUUGGUAUUCAUUAAUACUAAGUCAUAUAAAUUGUAUGGGAUUUAGACUUGUAUGAACAUAAUUAUAUUCGCAUAUAUAUGUUUAACUUAUGUAAUAAUAAUCUAAUUACAUAUGUAAUAAUUCUGUGCAUUAUAAUGUUGUCGAGUUCUCGCUACCAUUUUUUAAUACUACGCGUUUUAAUAUUUUUCUUUUUUUAUGGGGUCUUUUAUCAUGUCGACAUGUCAUUCCCAUUGGCACGUUUGAAUUUUUUUUUAUAAAUGCAACAUUAGUGUUGUUUUAUUGAUUACCUUGAUUAAUUGAUUUAACGCAAGUUCUAACGCGCACAUACUAUUCAAUUUAAUUAGUGUCGAUGUUUGAUUUUAGCCGCCAUGGUUAAAUACAGUCUACAACACAUCGAUAGUAUAUUCGUGUAAAAAUAUAUAAACAAGUAUUUUUUUUUAGGGCUACAAAUAAAUCGCUCGUGGUACAAUAGUUUGUCAGUCAAAAUUAAUUCUAAUUUUUUUUUACUAAUGAAAUCAACGUCUGCAUAAUUUAAGGUUCCAUGCUUGAAUUCGACGACUUUAUAAACUAUAUAUUAUAUACAAGUAAACUUAUAAUAACUACGUAAUAUGUAAGUCUAUGUAUAACACACAUACCUAAUCUUUGGCCCAUAUGGCACUAAUGAUAUAUAAAUAAGUAUAAUUGUACCUACCAAUUUUUAGAAAACAAUGUGAAAAUUAUAAUUUUGCGAGUUAAUUUGUAGCGUUCAAAAAUAAUUGAUCAAGAUUAAAUUUGGAAUAAUUUUAACAGAUUAGUUUGAGUCAAAAUAUCUCGUGUUACUCAAAUUUACUUGGAAUUUUUAUAAUUUUAUUUUUUAACUACAGGAUUUUUUUUUAUUUUACAAUUAAUUGUAAAAGAACUUUUAUGUACUUUGUCAUGUUUUUGUCCCUAUGAUUAUAUACAUAUGUAAUAUUACAUUAAAUCAUAAAAAUAAUAAUGUAUGACUUAAUAAUCCGAUUUUUAUGUAAAUCAGGUUUUUUUUCAACAGUUUAACAAAAUAUAAUUCUUCGGAUAUAAUAUUUCGGAUUUUUUUAUUUUUUCAUACAAAUACUUUGUGUUUCGUUAUAUGUAUGGAGUUAAAUAAUUUCUGGUCUUAAAUUACAGAU
This is a messenger RNA of Amyelois transitella, 8606 nucleotides long. It is a transcript of the gene LanB2, whose product is annotated as laminin subunit gamma-1. Lineage: Eukaryota; Metazoa; Arthropoda; Insecta; Lepidoptera; Pyralidae. Bases 10 to 4947 code for a protein of 1645 amino acids. The transcript has 29 exons. The record is from RefSeq and is a predicted model, not a curated record.